AGCCCGAAAAAUUUAUGUGUGACGACAUGACAUGUGGUUUUUACUGUUGAGAAGGUGUGGCUAUCACGUGACUAUCAUGCGCGUAUACUAUAUACUUCAGCGCAGAGACACGAGCAGAAAGAGAGAGUAUAGUAGAGCGGGAUAGAGGUGUUCACCGGCACUCUUGUUUUGGAGUCGGUGGGCUGGUGUUGUUUUGAAAGCUGGAGUGCAGGUGAAGCACACAAUAACCUUCUGGAGUGGAGAUGUCUGUAGUAGACGAGGGGUUCAUAUGCCCUUAUUGUUUGGUCGGGUUUGCUACAUCAGGAAAGCUGCAGUCACACUUUGUGGAGAUGCACAGCAGUAACGAGGCGUCGCUAGGAUGGGAAGAAGGAGGUGAAUCUUGCAAUGUUGGUGCUACAGCUGGCUAUGAACAGCUAGGAAACGAGGAGGAGAGUGUGAAUCGACUGCUGGGUCAUCAGUUUGUGCAGCGGCGGAUGCAGAAACCGAGCUCUUGCUCUGCUUGCGAAGAGAUCAUCUGGCAAGAUGGCAUUGCCUGCCAAAGCUGUCCUGUUGUGAUCCAUGUUGAUGGUUGCCGGGGACAGCUCAAUGUACCUUGUACCACUGUCUCUGAAACACCUGAGGUGAGCCAGCACAAGGAGGUUCAAAGGUCGUCUCGUCCUCAACAACCUGCCAAGGGACCAUUGGCACUGGUGCGGAGGCAAAUUGCAAGGGGCCGGGAACGCUAUGUGAAUGAGGAGUUUGACCUUGAUCUCACCUACAUCACUGAGCGAAUCAUUGCCAUGUCAUUCCCAGCAACAGGCAUGGAGUCAACGUACCGCAACAGCCUGAAGGAUGUGGCCAAGAUGCUCAAGACCAAACACCAGGAGAAUUACAUGAUAUUCAAUUUAUCUGAGAGGAGCUACGAUAUAUCAAGAUUUAAUAACCAGGUGCUGGACUUUGGCUGGCCAGACCACCUAGCCCCUUCCCUGGAGAGGCUGUCUUCUGUAUGUCGUUCGAUGAAGUCCUGGCUGGACUCUGACCCUCAGCAUGUUGUGGUUGUCCACUGCAAGGGUGGCAAGGGCCGCACUGGUUGUGUCAUUGCUGCCUUUAUGAACUACUCCGAGAUUUGCCAUAGAAUCUCAUAGGGGCCAGUACAAGUACAUCAGCCAGUUGCUAGCGCUCGAAGCCUGUGCAGAUGGAAGUGGAGAGUUGCCGGCUUACCUCUGCAAGAUUGUGACCCCACUUAAGUUGGAUGCCUGGCAGGAAGCAUUGCAGGAUCACCCAGACCAAGCCUUUGCUAACUAUAUCCUGGGGGGCAUUAGAAAUGGAUUCAGGAUCGGAUUCGACAGGUCCAGGGUAUGCCUAAAGUCCCGGGGCACAAAUAUGCUCUCAGCAACAGAGCAGUCGCAGGUGGUGGCGAAGUAUCUAGGAGAGGAGUUGCAGGCAAGUCGCAUUGUGGAGAUCAGGCGUCAGGAGCAAGGGCUACCCAGAAUUCAAUUCAGCCCCUUCGGGGUGAUUCCCAAAAACAACAGGCCGGGAAAGUGGAGGCUGAUAAUCGAUUUAUCCAGCCCCGAUGGCCAUAGUGUUAAUGACGGGAUCAGCAAAGAGCUCGCUUCACUUACCUAUAUAUCAGUAGAUGAUGUAGUCAGGGGCCUACUGCAGCGUGGAAGAGGGGCCCUGCUGGCAAAGAUGGACAUAAAGCAAGCGUACCGUAACAUACCAGUUCAUCCGCAAGAUAGGCUUCUACUCGGUAUGCGUUAGGAAGAGUCCAUUUUCGUGGAUGCAGCCCUCCCGUUUGGGUUAAGAUCUGCCCUUUUGAUAUUCUCGGCAGUUGGAGAUGCACUGCAAUGGGUGAUGGAAAGCAUGGGGGCAAAGUGGGUUGCCCACUACAUUGACGAUUUCGUGACCACGGGCACCUGAUUCACCAGAGUGUAGCGAUAUGCGCAGAUCAUGCAGGCAGCAUGUGAAAGAGUGGGCUUCCCGGUGGAGCCUGAGAAAAGUGAGGGCCCUGCAACCACCAUAUCAUUUCUGGGGGUCGAGUUGGACUCACGGAUGCUAGAGAUCCGCCUCCCUAAAGAAAAGCUGGAUCGCCUCAGGCAGAGUUGAAGGAAUGGAGAGGACGAAAAGCUUGCAGGAAGAGGGAACUACUCUCUCUUAUUGGGUCUCUGUCACAUGCAUGCAAGGCCGUGCGGGCAGGGAGGUCAUUCCUAUGCAGGCUAAUAGACCUCUCGACAGUAGUGGAAAAGCUUGAUCACUACGUUCGUCUGAGCAGAGAGGCUAGGGCAGAUAUCGAGUAGUGGGUCCAGUAUGCCGAAGCCUGGAAUGGGACCUCCAUGAUGCAAUCGGUGCAAGAGGCUCCCCCGGCAGCCAUGGUUACAUCAGAUGUCUCGGGAAACUGGGGUUGUGGAGCGUACUGUGGCACAAACUGGUUCAUGCUGGAGUGGUUGGGCCUCUUCUCUGGUUGUCACAUCACAGUAGAAGAGCUAGUGCCUAUUGUAGUCGCCGCAAUGGUCUGGGGACCCAGUUGGCGGGGGAAGACAAUUCUUGCCAGGUGCGAUAAUAUAGCAGUGGUGGCAAUUGUCAAUCAUGGGUCAUCGAAAAACGCGGAGGUUAUGCAACUGAUGAGAUGCUUAUCGUUCAUCGCAGCUACAUUUGACUUUCGCCUAGUAUAUAGCAACUCACAUCAGGGGGAGGGAUAAUAUCUUAGCUGAUGCGUUAUCACGGGAGAACUGGUCUCUCUUCAAUUCACUCAGGCG
Geodia barretti is the source of this 2735-nucleotide messenger RNA. Lineage: Eukaryota; Metazoa; Porifera; Demospongiae; Tetractinellida; Geodiidae. The record is from the annotation of a GenBank genome assembly.